Messenger RNA from Penicillium mononematosum, 1359 nucleotides. RefSeq lists its product as uncharacterized. Bases 1 to 1359 code for a protein of 452 amino acids. The transcript has 2 exons. NCBI's taxonomy places the organism in Eukaryota, Fungi, Ascomycota, Eurotiomycetes, Eurotiales, Aspergillaceae. The record is from RefSeq and is a predicted model, not a curated record.
AUGGCGGCCCCCACCGCCUCCUCCGACACUUUGAUUACUCCUCCUUCUCCUGUCCACAUCUCACAGUCAACUCCCAAGCCCACGACAACGGCCAUGGACAUGGACAUACUAUCACCGGCCGAGUCACCACCACCCGUGGUCCCGAAACUCAUCCGUGAAGCCAGUGACAUCACUUGGCAGGAAUCCCUGGAAUCAAGAAAAGGUCAGGUUGUGCUGGUCCGGCGACGCGGCCGAUUCCGUCUACUGCACCAGCAGCAAUUCAAAAACAGCUUGCUCGCCGGUGUGGGAUACCUCGAGCUAGCUAACGCCGGUGACUUCGCUGCCAACGUCUGGAACCAGAUUCCCGUCCCAAGGUUUGCUGCUGUACUCAUGGGAAUUGGAGGCGUACUGGCCUUGGGGGAUGAUCCGGCUUGGGUGGGUGUGCGUGAAAUUGGCACCGAAGUGAUUGACCGUAUGGUGAUGGAUGCGUUGAUGGGAUUCGGCUCGUUGUUGGUCGGCGUUGGCACUUUGAUGGCAAUUGGCGGUGCCAACCCCCGCGUCUUCAAAGCCAGUAAUCUGCUUUCUGGGUAUAUUGGCAAUGGUCUGGCUGCAGUUUUUGGCCUUGUCAAUGCCAUCUGGUGUGGCUCUCUCCUUCGUCGAUUCCAUGUGCAGGACGCUGCUGCUUUUGCUCAGGAGCCCAGCGAUGAUAUCCGUCGCCGGCUACAUACUCGGUUUCGUCGCUUCCAAUGGCAUGCUGGUAUCAAUGGGCUAACUGGUAUUGUUGCUGGUGCAGCUUCGAUGGUCACUGCUGAGCGUUGGUGGGGAUACGUUGUCCUGAUCCCGUGUAUUAUUUCUUUUAUCCUAUGCAAUUAUUUCUGGCGAAAAAAGCUGGGCUAUGAUCGUCCAGUCUUCGCACAUACAUCAGCAACGGAAAUACAGGUGACCUCGCUCAUUGAAGACCUGCAAUACGUCAUUGUAAUGCAGCGCGACCUCGCCGAUCCUGAACAUUCCCUGCCGCAGGCCAUUGUCCGACCGGACUCCUUGGAAUCCAUUCUUCGCUUUAUUAUCCGUGAAAAUAUGCUCGAAACUUACUGCGAGUCCCUAGCCCGCGACACAACCACCCGCCAUAUUCUUGCCGCAUUCCCAUCUCUGAACGCAUCCCCUGGCCAAAUCACCAUCUCCCUCGACACCCUCUUUCGCCUUCCCCCCAGCCACCUAAAGCUCAUCCUAGAGCACGCAAAGCAAUUUCUACAAACAACCGGUGUUUGCAUCUUCACAUAUCGUGAACGCCACCUGCUUGAACUUCUGGGUUACGCAAUCUGUCAAGAUCAUCAAAAAGCCACAAGCACCACACAAGAUGACAUGAUAGAGCACACUUAG